AGUUUGUUGUAGAGUGUAGACCACAAAGUACCUUUUCUGACAUAAGAACCGACCGUGAAAUUCCUGGCUACGGGCCUGGUGUGCCUGGUAAGGUACUAAUAUCCCCAGGGGACCUUAGAACCGGCUUUUAAGCGCCGUCGUGGUUCCAGCCAUCCGUACCGCGCCUACAAGAGGGAUGGAAGGAAGGAAGGACCCCUCCCCCGCCCUCUCUCCGCUCCGCGCGGUUAGUUUUUCUCCGAACCCAGGCCAGAACGGAGCAGAGUUCCAACCUGAACCUUGGUUUCAAGUGAUAAAUCUUAAGAGAAGGUUUACGAAGUGAAUUGACAAUAAAAUAAAAAAAGAGAAAAAAGAAUACCAUGUUUUUCACAGGUGGGGGAUGAAGAAAGUACAACAACAAGCCGGAGAAGAGAAGAAGGAAAGAAGAAGAAAAACCAAGGAGAAGAUGGAACGGGAGAAGGAGAGGAGAAGAAAAGAAACCAAGGAGAAUAUGGCGUGGAAGAAGGAGAAAGGAAGAGAAAUCAAGGAGAAUAUGGAAAAUACAGAACUAAACCAAAAGAAACUAAAAAAGACUGCUAAGUUAAAAGAAUGUGAGGUUCCAAGAUACGCGCUAGGUAUACUCCUCCUGGUAGGUUUAGUAGGACGGACGGAUGGAUCAUGUCCUCGUUCUUGUUCCUGCUCUCAGGACUAUCUCAGGGUAGAGUGUAUUAAUGCAACUUUAGAGAUCGUUCCUCUAACCCUGCACCCGGAGAUUAGCAACCUUCUCCUCAACUACAACAAGAUACCGGAGGUUGGUCCGGCCUCCUUUCAGUUCCACCCGGAGCUGAGGACGGUUAACCUCGAGCACUCUAACCUCGUCAACCUUCAGGACAAAACGUUCGAGGCUCAGAGAAAACUUGUUGAACUCGAUCUCAGCAACAACGAAGUGACGGUGAUUCGAAAAUUUACAUUUUUUGGUUUGAUCAGUCUGGACAGCCUAGACUUAUCCUUUAACUCUAUUCAAGUUAUAGAUGGAGAGGUUUUUAUUCAUAUGCCGAACCUAACCCAACUGAACCUGGGGAACAAUCAAAUCCGGGAGUUGAAUUCCUCUGCCUUCUCAGGACUAGGUUCGCUCGAGGUUCUCCGCCUUGAGAAUAACAGGAUAGAGAGCGUGGCGGAGGAAGUUUGGGAAUCAUUAUCCAAUCUGAGAUAUCUUCAUUUAGCUCACAAUCAGAUACUAGAGCUUAAUCCUAGACCCUUGAAUACUCUUCAUAUCCUAGAUGUUAGUUUUAAUCCUAGGUUUAAUUACUCCAACCUUAUCCUACCCUCCUCUAUUAGAUCACUGAACCUGACUCAAACAGGAUUACAAUUCAUCCCAACUCCGCUCUUCCAAUUCCUCCCUAGUCUAGAGAUACUAAUCCUAAAUCAAAACAAUCUGACAAGUAUCUCUAGGAACGCGUUCAAGGGAUUGAAAAGACUAAAAAGCCUUGAAAUAAUGGAAAAUAAAAUGUUGGAACAAAUUGACGGAUCAGCUUUCCAGGAUACCCGGAGCCUAACCAGUAUUAAUAUAUCUCACAACCAGGAUUUAUAUCAUCUAGAUCCGGAGAUAGUUUCACAUUUAGAAAACCUGGUUGAUCUGAACCUGGAAAGGAACAGAUUCUACAAUUUGAACCUAGAUCUGGGGGAGCAGGUGUCUCUGGUAGGAGACGGAAACCCCUGGAUGUGUGACUGUAACAUUCAGAGCUUACAAAUCCUUGCUACGGGUCGAAAUAUGACCCUGACCUGCUCGGAACCCGAGAACCUUGCGGGACGAAGUAUCUUAGACUUGGAUCUCUCCUACUGUAAGACCCACCUAGAGAUGUCAGCAACCGGACUCAAGUCUAGGAAAAUAACAAUGAUCAUUGUCCUGGUCGUGGUUCUCUCCAUCUGCCUUACAAUCACCGGGUUUAUCCUGUACUCCUGCAGGACCCGGAUACAGAACCUGCUGAAGGGUCUGAGCUGGAGGAAACCUGAAAUCAAGGAGACCCAGUAUAGUCCGGAGUAUCAGAGAUCGUUUAUACAACAUGAUGAAUACUUUAUUUCCCUGGCUAGACAAACAGAUCCAACCAGACAUAUCCCAGUUACAGAGCUUUAAACAUAAUCCAGGAGAAGAUAAACAGUGAGAACCAGAAAACUCUGGAAUAGGAAGACGACAUUAUAGAAGAAUCAAUAUUUGAUGUUGUUACAAAGCAAAUAGGUUACUUGUACCUUAUUUGAUCCAUUAUUAAGUGAAAUUGUCCUGUUUACGCGGCGCAAUUGCAGUGUCUCAUGUUCAUUGGACUAUUUAAAGUCAUAACUUGAGUCUAAAUGUCGUCUUCAUUUUCCAAAGUUUUCUGGUUCUCACUGUAGUCAAAAACAACAAAGAGAUUCUGAAAACCUAAUUUAAACCUAUUCAGUCAUAUUCUAUUAAAUCAUAUCACAUCUUUGUGUUAUAAUUUACACACCAGGGUGUCUUUAAAAAUCAUUUGGUUGAUGCAAAAGCCUCUAGUUCUUUUUCGUUUUUAUUGACACCCAAAAUAUUUGCAAAGGAAUUGAGUCUUUGCUAAAAACUAAUCACUAUAUCUCUGAAACCAAAUGGGAUUGACCUUAGAUAUUUCAAACUUUGAAUACUGUUAAACCAAAUAAUCAAAGUUUGAUGAAAUAUCAAAGGUUUCCAAAAGUUGGUUAAAAUAGAGGGCUCCGGCAUUACCCAGGGUUUAUUUUCAAAGAGACCCUGCAGUACAAUUAUACUAUUCUCAAUACUCUAGUUACAAACUGAUCUAGUUCUUAGCUUUAAGAUAUAUACACUCCUAAACAUGUUACAUUAUCAUAUCAAAUUCAAAAUUCUGCAGAAAAUAUUUUACGAUUGCAUAUUUUAAACUUUGCAGUACGAAAACUUAAAAAUAUUGUAAAUAAGAUAAUUUUUGAUCUGGUAUGUCGUUAUUCAAGUACUGAAUUCUUCUCACAAACUCAGAUUUUCCCAUUCCUUUAUCUUUCCAACCUGAUGGUUUAAACUCUUGACAUUUCUAACUUGGACAAUUUGAUUUAGAAAUAUUAAAGAUCUACGUUAUCAGGUUUAAAAGAUUUUGUGCCGAGUUGAGUUUCUUUAAAAUGGAAUUGAGUCUUUGCCACAAAGUCUGAUUUUCUAAUUCCUAUAUAUUUUCAACCCUAUGUCGUAGAUCUGAA
Eurytemora carolleeae is the source of this 3180-nucleotide messenger RNA. Its product is annotated as leucine-rich repeat-containing protein 15. Bases 377 to 2110 code for a protein of 577 amino acids. Lineage: Eukaryota; Metazoa; Arthropoda; Copepoda; Calanoida; Temoridae. The transcript has 3 exons. Gene Ontology annotation, molecular function: protein binding. The record is from RefSeq and is a predicted model, not a curated record. Gene Ontology annotation, cellular component: extracellular matrix.